GCAUAUUUAAGCGUUAAAACUAAAACAAACUCUGUAACAAGAACACUUCCAUGCGACAAAUGACUCCAUCCUUGCAUCCCAUGAGUGCAACAAGAACACUUUCAUGCGAAAACAACAAACGAAUUCUCUUAACAUUAUUCAACAAUCUCCAAAAACCUUGGAACCCAAAUCCAAAAACCUUAAACUCAUCACAGCAUUCCCCUCUUCGUUUCCUCAAAAUCCUCGAAACUCAUAAUCGAUUCCUUCACUCACAACCCGAGUCAUCACCACCAGCUACAUUCAUCCAAAACCUUCUCAAAUUCCGCAGAGACAAACCCACUGAACAAAUCGAACGUGCUCUUAAUCUCACCGGAAUUCACCCCAAUGACAACCUUGUCCUUCAAGUCUUGCAACGACACCGUUCCAAUUGGAAACCAGCGUUCAUAUUCUUCAAUUGGGUCACCAAAUCAAACAGAUAUACACCCAGUUGCGAUGUGUACAAUGAGAUUAUCAACAUCCUUGGCAAAAUGCAGUGUUUCGAAGAGUUACACCAAGUGCUCGACGAAAUGUCACAAAGAAAAGAAUUCAUCAAUGAAGAAACUUUUUCCAUUUUAAUUCGUAGGUUUGUUGCUGCACAUAAAGUGGAGGAAGCAAUUAACAUGUUUCAUAGAAGGGAAGAGUUUGGAUUGAAGAACGAGCUUGAUUCGGAAGCUUUUCGUACGCUUUUGAUGUGGAUGUGCCGGUACAAGCAUGUUGAAGAAGCUGAAACUUUGUUUCAUAGGAAUUUGAAUAAGUUUCAGUUUUGUCAUGAUAUAAAGACUUGGAACGUGAUUCUCAAUGGUUGGUGUGUUUUAGGGAAUACGCAUGAAGCAAAGAGGUUGUGGAAAGACAUCAUAGCAUAUAAAUGUAAGCCUGAUAUUUUCACUUACGCAACUUUCAUCAAGGCAAUGACAAAGAAAGGGAAAUUGGGAACUUCUUUGAAGUUGUUCAAUGGAAUGUGGAAAGAUGAGAGUUGUAAACCUGAUGUUGUGAUAUGUAAUUGUGUAAUUGAUGCUCUUUGUUUCAAGAAGAGAAUUCCUGAGGCGUUGCAGGUUUUUCAUGACAUGAAGGAACGAGGUUGUUUACCGAAUGUAGCUACUUAUAAUUCUCUUAUUAAGCAUCUUUGUAAGAUAAGGCGAAUGGAUAAGGUUUAUGAAUUGGUAGAUGAUAUGGAGAGGAGGGGUGGAGAUUGUUUGCCUAAUGAUGUUACCUAUAGUUACUUGCUAAAUUCAUUGAAGGCACCGGAGGAAGUUCCUGGAGUUUUGGAGAGGAUGGAGCAAACUGGAUGUACAAUGAGUGAUGAUGUCUACAAUUUGGUCUUGAGAUUGUAUAUGAAAUGGGAUGAUCUUGAUGGAUUGAGAAAAACAUGGGAUGGAAUGGAGAGGAAUGGAUUGGGACCAGACCGACGAUCGUAUACUGUCAUGAUCCAUGGACACUAUGAAAAUGGGAGGACAAAGGAUGCUAUGCAUUAUUUUAGGGAAAUGACAUCGAAGGGGAUGGUGCCAGAACCGAGAACAGAGAAACUAGUGAUUUCGAUGAACGAUCAGUUGAAGGAGAGAACAGUAAAACAAGAAGGAAUUGAAGUAGAGACGUCUAAUGUUUAAUAUAUUGGAAUGUGUGUCCAAUUGAAAGAAUUGGACAAAAUUUAAUGCAUGUAUCUGUAGUUCAGAUUGGUAGCUAGAGUUUUGUUUAAUUGAACUACAUGUAGACGAUUUACAAUUCGCCGGGACUUGAAACAUGGGUAAAGCAUCAGAAUAGGAAAGAAUUGUAGCUUCCAAUAUAUAUAAACACAAUUUUGUUCUUAAUGUUUUUAUCUUCUUUGUGAAUGAGAGAUGAAAUAAAAAAAAAAGAAGCAAUGUGAGGAUAAACUCAGAAAGAGAGUCCUGGAUUAUAAAACUUAUAUUAAAAGAUGACAGUUAUGGUGGUAAAUGCGAGGCAAUGGGUAGACGGAAUGUGGGAGUGGAGGUUGAGGUGGAGAAGAUAGUUGUUCCUAUGGGAGCAAGAUUUAGUAAUCCAAUUUCGGGUGGAAUUGGAAGAUGUGGAUGAAGUCAAAACAAAAUAUUAUGGCAUAAAUGUAUUCCUUUGAAGGUUGUGCUUCUUGUCCGGCAAGUAAGACAAAAUCGCAUUCCUUCAAAAGUCAAUUUUUGCAUUUGUGGAAUUGUAGACAUUGAAGCCAAAAUCUGCAUUAGAGGGUGUAGAAUGGAAGAAACAACAAAUCACCUAUUUUUUAAAUAUCCAAUAUUCUAAAAAAAUUGGUUAGGGGUGAAGACGGUUUUGAUGAGAAAUCACACUUACUAAUGGGUUUGAUGCAGGGUGUGAGGGUUCCAGAGGAGAAACUGUGCAGUCAAUUUAAAAAAAGUAGAAAUGCAGGAGUUUUUCAGGAUAUGAACAUUUUGAUGUCAUCAAUGUUAGAGCGGAUAAAACUAUUGUCGUGGAGUUGGUUUUGAUCAAAAUCACCUGGUUACACAGUAGAAAAGUAACCUGUUAACAUGGUUGGGAUUUAGAUUGCUCUCUGUGAUUGGUUAUUAAAUCUACUGGAGUGUAUGGGAGUGAGAGGAGGUGCUUAUAGGGUCUGUACUAUUUUUUAUGUUUGCUGUGGAUGAAUUUCUGUAACAGGUUUUGAAGAUAUGCAGGAACUGGAGUCUGCAUUCUGUUCAGUAGAAUCUUAUGCUUUUCUGUUUCAAGGGUUCAUUUUGGCAUUUCAGCAGUGAUGCAUUGGCCGCUACUGGUGUUCACCUCAUCAUUGUUUUUCUUUUCUGUUUCUGGCCGAUGUGGUUUUAUGUUUGGCAAUCAAUUGGACUGCUGUUCUGGCGUGUGACUGUUCUGUGCAUACGGGGAGCGUUUCUUGUGGUCUCACUGUCACGGUCGAUCUCAAAAUCUAUGUCCUAAUGGCGUCGGCUAGAAGAGUGUCAUGUUUCUCAUUCUAUCCACUUUUCCAUCGCUCGAGAGUGACAUAGAGCGAGACCCUGUGAUGGUGGACCUUGUCGGCUUAGUGUUUUCAGUGCUUGUCUCAUUUGUGGUUUUGCAAUUAUGGAAAAGGGUGACGUGGCUUUAGUGUUUGCACUCAUCACAGGUGCAUGUAAUGAAGAGUGGAGUAAGGCAGUGGAUGGCAGCAUUCUGGAACUUUCAAACCAAAGAGAUGCAACAUGAUAAGUUUUACGUUACACUUCAAUAGAAUGAUUUCAGUAAGGUGCGGGAUAGAAUAGAUAAUCAAGGCUAUUGCCCCUUCUUUCAACUCCAGUAGCUGACUGACGGCGCCUGUGCUAUUGGCCUGUUAAGAAAAAAGAACCUCUUUUCUUUGGCUUUGCCUCUUGUCGAGGCUCUUUCUUCUUUCUGUGAGUUGAAUGGAACCUGAUUAUUUUCUCGGGCAGUGUCAGUGAUAUCCCCCAAAGCAAGGGUCCGAAGGAUAGAAAGUACUGCUUAUUCUAAUUCGUAUCUUAAGUCUUUCCAAGGCAAAGGAUGUAGGCUGAAUCAGUGGAUGUCAAAGUAAGGCAGCUCAUGGUAAUCCAUGUUUUUAUUCUUUAAAGCUGGAGGUUGAUACUCGUCGAUAUGCGUAUUAGGCGAAGCUGCCGCGUGCUUUGUGGAUGAAAACCGGUACUGCAUUGGGGCAUGCGUUCAAGAUGAAGAUUGCAGAUUUAUGCAGGCUUUUGUUCAAUGGCUCGUAGGACAACCAGAAGUGAGGGACGCCGAAGCAAGAGGACUGGAAACUUUUGAGUUCGCUACAACAAUUCGCUGCAAACCGUAUCCACACAGAGAUGGACCGUCUUCAAGUCAUUCAGAGCAUAGAUAGGAAGGAUAGAAAUGAAAUGAUAUUGAAUUUGAUUUUAUUUUGAGCAAUGUAAGAGUCCAUUAAAUUCGAGUCAAAACUGUAGAGACAAGCUAAUCGAGUAGUCCAUGAGAUGAGUUAGUUCAGGUAGCUCGUGUUAGUCUCAAAGUUUUUAUUAUUGUCCAUCUUGUAUUGCGAACAUUAUUUUGAAUGAAACGCAGUAAAUUUGUUUCUAUCAAAAAAGACUUCCAAACAUAGCCCUAGAGAAUUGGUAUUUGGAGUUGUAUUGAUUUUGUAUUUUUUUCAUGCUUAAUAGUGUUGGUGCAUUUCUUGUACAGACUUGAGCAACCAAACCCACUUUAGGCCCAAAGGAGUUUGGGCUAGCCUGCAACCACAUGAUGAUUCAUAAUGUAAUAGCCCAUUGAAUAACAUUGUUUUUCAGCUCCAUUACCUUAUGCUCCAUUUUGCUCCAUUACCUUCAUAGAUGUUUGCCAUGUGGCAAUGAAUGUUUUUAAUGGCCCGGAUUUACUCUAUGUUUUUUUUAUUUAGAAAAUACAAAACAUAGUAUAACCCUCAUUCUUCUUCUUCUUCUUCUUCUUCUUCUUGUGUGUCUCUCUCUAAUCUGCCAUCUUUUUGCCAUGAAAUUGAAAUCUCGCUGCUACGAAUUUCGUCGUUGAAUAAUAAAAAAGGGAGAGAAACAAGUUUCAAACACUCUCUUCUCUAACCGAAAUACUGAUACGCUAAUUCAUGCAAAAAAACUCCAAUCUUUGUCCUCUUUAAAGUUGUUGUUUCUGCAAAAAAAAAUAAAUCUCAUUCUUUACUCUUGAUUCUACAACCCAACAACAGAAUAUUCUGAUUGGUGCUUCUUUCUUCUAAUUCCCAGCAACAAUCCCUUUUAAGUUGCAAUCCAGUAUAUUAAAAAUCAAUUACAAUACCACCAACACACUCUUCGGUUUUUAAUAAAAAAAUAUUCAAUUUCAAUGACAAUCUCAAAUUUUGUUCGUCUCCCUCAAUAGUUUAACCAGACCUUCUUUGAUUUCAUUUAAUCGUAUAACUGAAAAGGGGAAAAAUAGCGGCGACACCGCGACAAUGAACGGCGAGGAAGCAGGAAAUCAAAAAAUGGACGGUGAUUAAGAGAGACAGCCACAACGGUGUUGUUGUUGUGUUUGUUGAAGCUUUGACGGAGAAGAGAGAAACGUUAUCGAUGGAGAAGAAGGAAAGAGUGUUGUUGUAGUUGUUGA
Messenger RNA from Trifolium pratense (red clover), 5025 nucleotides. RefSeq names its product putative pentatricopeptide repeat-containing protein At3g15200. The record is from RefSeq and is a predicted model, not a curated record. Lineage: Eukaryota; Viridiplantae; Streptophyta; Magnoliopsida; Fabales; Fabaceae. The transcript has 2 exons. Gene Ontology annotation, molecular function: protein binding. Bases 51 to 1622 code for a protein of 523 amino acids.